AUGGGCAGCAUAAUCAGAUUCUUGGGAAACCCGGGGUCCAGACCAAGUGUUUCGCAACGGGCGCCUAUCGCAGGCAGCUUGACCGAAGUUGAAAUACCCACCAAGAAGGCCGAAGAUGGGGGACUAACGAUUCUGGACAAUAGCAGCGAUGAGAUCUCGGAGAGUGAAAUGGGACAUGUGGACGUGAGAGAGGAGGGCGCAAUUUUGACAACGCAUGGUUUCACAGGCCUCCAAAAGGAUUUCGGCGACCGUGUCUUGGACAAACUUGUGAUGUUCGCCGGCACGCAAUUCAUCUUCUUCAUUAUGUGGGCCAUCAUCAUCGUUUGGAUCGUACUGGGGAUCGUCUACAAGGCUCCAGAUAACUGGCAGGUGGUUAUGCAGGACGGUCAAUCGCUGCAGAGUUACUUCUGGGACACUCUGCUCAUGAGACAGCAACUGACCAGCGCACACGACCACACCAACGUCUGCGCGGUCUUAAGAUCUCGUAUCCGGACUUUCAAAAAGUUCGGGCUGUCGCCUGCGGCCCAAUUGGCGCGCGAAAAAUCACAGGAAGAUGUCCAAGCAACGUCUUACGAGGUUCAGGGCGCACUCAAAGAUGGUAAGGGCGAGUUGGUCGUUGAGAGUUGGUACGACAGACUAUCGACCUUGGCAAGCAAACUCAUCGGAUCUUUGCCAGCCAUUCUCAUUUUCUGGGGCGGUAUCUUUGCCUGGGUUGGCUGUGGUGCUUUGCCGCUGGCGACGGGCAACAACCCUCCAUUCUCGAGCUCCAACCCGGAAUACAAAAAGUUUAGUGACCUUUGGCAACUUUGUAUCAACACUGCCACAGCGGUUCCGUUGCUAAUCUGUACCAUGUUUCUUCAGAACAUCAGGGCGAGGCACGAAAAGUACAUCACCAAGCUUCUUGCUGCCGUUUUUGACAUAGACACUGAGAUCGAAGAACAUCUAAGAACGGUGAACGGAGACUUUACCACACCAAACGAGAUUGUCACCAUUCCUGCUCGCGACAGAUCGGUUUUCGAAAAGGUGAUUGAUGUGUACGCAGACAUCAUUGGAACCGGUGUUGGAUUAGUGAUAGCCAUUGGAGCAAUUGCAGCUUGGUUAGCCAUUGGAAACGUGAUGUCUUGGAGUUCCAAUUGGUGGUUAAUCAUUGGUACCUACACUGGUCUAAUCGGUUUCUUGGACGGAUCUGUCCUCAGACAGGUUUAUUUCAGAAUUGUUAAUCAGGAAGAAGAGAACUAUGCGUUGAUGGCACAGGAAGACGCAGAUUUGUUUGAAGCAUUGGGUUUGCAUUGCCCAGACGAAUUGUUCGUCGACCACAAGAAAGCGAAGUCAUCUUUUUCGCUAAAAAUAUCAAAUGCCAUCAACAGAGCUUGUUCCUCGCAGCUCUGCGUCUUAGCUUCUAUUUCCACCAUUAUAGGUUUAAUCAUUGUUGCUUCGGCCCUUCGCUGGAGUACCACCGGUCAACUUAUUUGCAACACACCUACCAUGAUCAUUGAAGAGUUCUUUUUGAUCGUUUUGAUUCAAGCACACAACUGGGCAGACAAAAGAAGACGGAUUGACGUUUCCACGCUUUACGCUCGCAGAUGUCUGCUUCGCUCACAUUUGAAAGGCGCUAAUAACUAG
This is a messenger RNA of Lachancea meyersii CBS 8951, 1623 nucleotides long. Lineage: Eukaryota; Fungi; Ascomycota; Saccharomycetes; Saccharomycetales; Saccharomycetaceae. The record is from the annotation of a GenBank genome assembly.